AUGCCGAGGGAGAUAUUCUUGCAGGCAAAAACCAUCGAUGGGGCAGCAGGAGAGAUAAUUGAUGUUUUGGAGGAUGCAAGCAAAGGAAAUUUAAUCUACUUCCAUGGAUGGAGUGGAUUAGGGGCUUCAGCGGCACUCACGACAGUAGCCCAACGUCUGAAAGCAUCAAAAUCAAAGUUUGAGAAGGUUAUUCAUUUGGACUGCUCGGUGUGGAAAAGCCUAAGGGCCCUGCAAAAGGCAGUAGCGGAGGAGCUGGAACUUCCACAAUCUGUGAUGGCCAUCUUUGAUCAAUGCGACACAGAAGAUGAUUUCAAUGGGAUAAACGAAGACUCUAGAGGGGUGAUAUCAGAUAUCAGAAGGGAGAUCUUCGAAAAGCUUGUUAACAGUAGAUUUGUGGUGAUUUUUCAAAAUGGGAGUAGAAAAUACAUUGAUUUUUACGAGUUAGGUGUCCCAGCAAUACCAUUCUUGAGGAACAAGGUGUUGUGGACUUGGCGCGGGAGGUUUCGGCUCGGUCUCAUGCGAGUCACUACAGAUGAUGAGGAACUAGAAAAGGCGAUUAUGCAGAAUAAUGUUGUUUUGUCUUGUUCUCUUGAACGUGAAGAUGAAGAAUUGCAAGAUCUAGUAGUGCGUGAAGAGGCCGAGGAGGUCGCCAAGUCCACGAGGUUUGCUGAGCCUGGCUACCUGAACCACAAGAUAGUCUGGCAGUGCGUCAUGUACGGAUGGUUACUAAGAAGAAUCACCUCUGCUACAUGUCUAUACUUUGACACCCAUGGACCGAACUAUUGGGUCUGUGAUGGGAUUAUACAGGGCCAAGGCAAUACAUCAGCAUGGGAAAUUGGCAAUUCUCUGCAGAGGAACAUGCACUUAGAUUGGAUAAGGAAGGACCCUGUAAAAGCAAUUUAUUUGGCAGAUUCGCUUAAGAGAAACAACGAUCUUGAUGAUGAUCGCUGGGUUUACGUCACACACAAAGAACCUCGAUGGGGUGAUACUGUGCUAGCUCCUAUGGUGACAUCCUUCUUCUUGUAUGCAGAUGAAUCAUCAACAAAUACAAUACCAAUGUUGCCGGUUAGCAUAUUCCAACAUUUACAAAACAGCAAGCUGCGUGUAUUACAUCUCUCUCGCUGCACCUUCAGUUUUGCAUCUCCUCCCUUCCUCUGCUGCAGCCAACUGAGAUUUCUACAACUGGACCAUUGCACAAGUAUUACAGAUGAUGACGAGUAUCAAAGCCGCAAUGAAAACAUACCAUGUUUCCAGAAUCUAUGGGUGUUAGAUCUGAGGUAUACAGAAUGGUAUUGGCUAUUGUCGGAAAAGAUGAAGAGAUUAAUGGUUGACCUCAGGGAGUUGAAUGUGGAGGGAGUCAAGCAUGGGGGCAUUAGUGAUUUGUGUGGUGGUAGACCUAGCCUUGUCAUACUUCGAGUAACAGCAGGUCCAGUCCAUGCGGAAAACGAAGACACAAAUAAUCAAGCACAAUUCCCCAAUAUGUCCAGUACAAACAGUGUUACGACAUCUAGCUACAUCAACGGCAUCAUGCCCCCAUGGCUCGAGUCAUUUAGCUUCAUCAACAAAGCUGCAACUCCUGCCGAGAUAUCUAGCAUCUCCUUCCGGGGUUGUUCUCGAUUGAAGAGUAUACUUUUCAAAGGAAAUUUGGUGAGCCUGCAGGAGUUGGAUCUCUCGGGCACGGCAGUGAAAACCCUUGACCUUAGAAAAGUGAAAGCUAUAAAUCUAAGGUGUCUUAUACUGAUGGGCUGCAAGGAUCUCCGUGCAAUAUUAUGGUCAUCGGACAACGGAUGGGCAAUUCUUUUGGAGAAGUUGCACAUCAGCACCGUCCAAUCUGCAUCACCUAGCCCGAAUCAUUGGGAAGGGAUCACCAAGGAGGCUAGUGCUGCUGCAGGAUCAUCAUCCAUCCUUGCUUUUGGAGCUUCACCACAAGGCAUCGGUCGAACUGCAUAUUUUGAGUUUCAGUGGUACGUAUCUUUAGUGGAUCCAAGGCUCAUGUGGUCUCUUUAUCGUUUCCAACCACAUAUUAUAACAAACUUUGUAUAUAUGGAGAUUGAUUCAUCUUCUGCAAGUGGAGCUACUGUUUUUGGUCGUGAAGUUACUCAAGGCAUCGGGAGCCAGCAACAUGUUGCUCAAUACUUAUAUGCAAGAGAUGUCUUUCAGGAGCACUCGCAAGUUGUCAGUGCAAUCGAAGGUGUGAUCAGCUGGAUGUGGGCUUGCCCACCUAUUCCUACUCCAAGUCCACGAGACUGGUACUUUCACAUGCAAGAUGAAGAGAAGCUGGAGAGAGGAUCUUUACGUCAACAACAUAACACUCCAGUUCAUUUAGCCCCUGUUUUUAUGUGUGAUAAUGCACGGAUGUUGUAUGUGCAUGAUAGCUCAUCCACCACUUGCAUUCCAUGCCCACCAGAUUCAGACUGGAACUGCAUUGAAUGGUGCCGUGUCGAGAGGUGCCCCAACCUAUGCUCUGUCUUUGCUACUCCCCAACUAGAAGAUGACGGGAUGACCUUUUCCUCAUUGUCUACGUUCUGGGCGUCCCAGCUCCCGAAGGCAUGCUACAUCUGGAACUGGAGUCUAAUAUACCAACCUGAUGAACAGUCCUUCAAAUACCUAAAAUUCUUGCACGUGGACUAUUGCCCUAGACUCAUAUAUGUGCUUCCCUUGUCUAAGUACAUGACCACUUUGCCUGGCCUGGAGACACUAGAGAUCGUGUGCUGUGGUGAUCUGAAGGUAGUCUUCCCUUUGGAUGCAGAGCGCCAAGAGACGCAAGAAAUUAUAAAAUUUCCCAAGCUAAGAAAGAUCCACCUGUACCAGCUCUCCACUCUGCAGAGCAUCUGUGGGAGCAGAAUGUCCGCGCCAGAGUUGCAGACUGUCAAAAUCAGGGGCUGCUGGGGCAUCAGGCGCUUGCCGGCUGUCAGCGGCAGCACCACCAAGCGGCCCAUGGUGGACUGCGAGAAGGACUUGUGGGAGAAUCUGGAGUGGGACGGGGUGGAGGCGAACCAUGAUCCUUCACUCUAUGAACCGGGCCACUCGCGGUACUUCAAGAAGGACCACCUGCCAAGAGGCACCGUGCUCAUGUGA
Molecule: messenger RNA, 3078 nt
Organism: Hordeum vulgare subsp. vulgare (domesticated barley)
Lineage: Eukaryota; Viridiplantae; Streptophyta; Magnoliopsida; Poales; Poaceae
Exons: 2
Coding region: 1-3078 (1025 amino acids)
Source: RefSeq, a predicted model, not a curated record